UGUCUCUCGGAGCACAGUAUCUCCAGUCCCCGGUGAGGGAGGGACUGCGUGGAGCUGACGAACGUGGCCGUGGCCUCUGAGCUCUAUUGUUGAGUGGUAUGAAGGCUCCUCUCGAGAGCUGAUGUGACACUUUGAUGUGAGCCUGUCUUCUUCUGCCAGCUGGGAGCAGCAGGGUAACGGAAUACUUGGUGUCGGAUGUGCGGAGUCAGAUUUGGGUCUGAAAUGCGUUUUCUACGUACAAACAAGAUGAGGCCCAGCGAUGCGGCCGGGGCUGUUAGCUGCUCACCUUUCCGAGAAGAUGCCAUCUGCUCUGAACAAGAAUAGGCUCUGACAUGCAGGUGCCCCCAGGGAAACAGCCAUGGCAGUGGCUGGCGUUAAUGAGCAGGCCUAAGGGACUGCUCCCGGCGAGUGCUCCUCUGAAGUCGCUGCCACUAACAGCAGUGCAGGGGACACACAAGGGCCCUUUCUCUGGGCCGGGGCAGCUCAGGAUCAUCUGAGCCUGGGAUUGGGACUCGGGUCACUGCCGCAGAGGUCCCAGACCCUGUCUGCACCACCGCUGUCACCACAGGAUGAUGUCCAGGACCCUGAAGCUCGCCCUGCUGACUUUGGCCUGUACUGUGGACCUGAGCCAGGCCAGUGGCUUCACAGAAAAUGGCCUCUCACUGCUGAGCUACCAGCUGUGCAGCUACCCGGUGACUCAACGCGUCCAGAGGCUGCAGGAGGUGCAGACCUCCCACACAGCCUUCGUGCACUGUGGAGGAUGGAUCCCAUGGAAGAAGUGCCCCAAGACUGUGUACCGGACCCAGUAUCUGGCGGUGGAGGUCCCCGAGUCCAGGAAUGUGACCAGCUGCUGUGAGGGCUUUGAGCAGCUUGGCUUCUACUGCAUUCUGUCCCUGAACCGAUCCAGGGAGUUUGCCUCAAGACCUGGGGUCUGCCCAACAGCAGAGCCAGAGUCCCCCAGCCCACCAUGCAGCUUGGACACUGACUGCUCUGGACUUCAGAAGUGCUGCUCCUGGUCAGGGGCCCGCCGCUGUGCGACCCCUGCACCCACAGGUGCAGAGAGGACCCUGGUGAGCUGGUACAAUGUGACUGUGCUGGUGAAGAUGGACUUUGAGGACCUGCAGCGGGAGGACCCUGGCUUCCGGAACCAUACCCGCCUGCUCUACUCUUUGGUCACCAGCGCCUUGCAGCCUCUGACCCCAGCUGUACACUACCUGGACUCAGCUGGUGGCAGGGACACAAUCACCACGGUGUCGUGGCUGCUGCUGGGCCUUCCACGGCUCUUGGCGGUGGGCAACGUCUCGGCCAUGCUGGAUGAUAUGGUGACUCGAGUCUACGAAGUGAUCAGCAUCCAGGUGCAAGAUGUGAAUGAGUGUUUGCACAGUGAGCUCCACGCCUGCUCUGAAGGAGAACAGUGUCUGAACACGGAGGGCUCCUACCAAUGCGUCGCUACCCAGCAGCUGAACCCCGCAGACGAAGACUGCCCUCCAAUCCAAGACUUGGUGGCGCUUGAUGUCACGAGCAGCAGUUUUCACGUGUCCUGGAGUCUGAAUUCCACUCAGAACCACACUUUCCAUGUCCAAGUGUACAAAGGCAGAGAAACACUCAGAAGCACCCAGACGAGGAGCCGGACUCUGGCUGUGCCUGGGUUGGAGGCUGGAGUACUGUACAGAGUGAGGACCAGCUACCAGGGGUGCGGGGCCAAUGUCUCGGCCACACUGCUUGUCAAGACAGAUGCCCGGGUUUUCCAAGUCACCAUACGGAUCAUGGACCGUAACCUGACAGAGCAGAUUCUCAACUGCAGCAGCGAGGAAUUCAGGAACUUUUCUCAACAGCUGUUUCUUGAGGUGGAAAACUCCUUGCCCCCAGCCAUUUUUGACAUGUACAGACGAGGGAAGCUGAGGCUGCAGAUCGUGUCCCUGCAGCCAGGGAGCCUGGUGGUGACACUUUUAGUCACCCUGCAAGACCCUGAGUUUCCCGUGGGGGUCUCCACGCUAAGGCCCUUAAUCCAGCGGCUGGCUGUCAGCACCGUGUUCCGGGUUGACCAGCAGGGGACGCUAGUGCAAGACUGGGACGAGUGCGCACACAGCUCUGAGCACGACUGCCACCCAGCCGCCCGCUGCAUCAACCUGGAGGGCUCCUACACAUGCCAGUGCCUCACAGCCAGGGACGCCAACCCCUCCCGGCCUGGCCGGGUCUGCAAGGGUGACAUGGUGACCCCCACAGGAGGUGGACUGUCUGUAACAACAAAGGUCACGGCCCCAACUGUCAGCGUGGGAAUAACAGGCUUUGGCCCAGAGACCCUUACCUUGUCACCAAGUCCCAGGCACCCAAGGAGCACCCCAACAAGAAGUCAAGCUUGGACCCCAGGGCCUCCAUCUGGGAGAGAAGGUAGCAGCACAGCCAGGCAGGAGAGGACUAGCACAUGGCAAGGUGUGGAGAUGCUCAGCACGGCCCCAAGCCUGGGAACAAGCCAUGGAGGUCCCAGCAAUGUGACAAGCUCCUUUCCCAGCACUCCAGGGCCAAACCAUGGGUCCCCUCCGAAGACCACAAACAUCCCACUGCAUUCCACUGGAGAGCCACAGGAAACCUUCACCAUAGGCCCACCCUCAGUGACCACUUCACCCACAAGCUAUGUAGUGUGGCACCCCAGUCCCAUUGGGGAGACACCCCCUCCGACCUCCACAAGACUGCAGAAUGAAGACUCUCGACCUUCCUCCUUCCCUGGCCUGCCAUCAGCCUCGACCCCUGUGGCUCCAGAGCCCCCUGCCUGUGUUCCUGGACCCAUUGGAAAGAUCACCGUCUCCAACGUGACCAGUACCAGCUUCUCCCUGCAGUGGUCAGCAGACAUCAGCGUCUCACCUACCUUCUACCUCACUUUGGUCUCUCCUCGGGGACCCGCCGUCACUAUGGAGACCCGGGACAACAAUGUGACAUUGUCGGGUCUGGAGCCCGGAGCAUUGCACCUGGUAGAGAUCGUGGCCAAGGUGUGUGGGAAAGAAGGUUCCAGAACACAACUGAGAGUGCGGACAGUGGUCCAGAAACUUGCGGGUGAAGUCCGGAUAGCAAACAUCCGGUAUUCAGAAUCCCUCCGAAAUGCCAGCAGCAGGGAGCACCGAGACUUCGUACAGUUAUUCUUCAGGACGGUGCGGGACUCCUUGCCGGCCACGCUGCGUCAGCACAUGGACACGGGCGAGAUCCGCGUGGACAUCAUCAACAUCACCAAUGGCAGCGUCGUGGUGGAGUUUAAUUUGCUAAUAACGGCAGACCUGGAUGUCAGGGAGGUGUCUGCCACCUUCCUCACAGCCCUACAGAAUACAUCGGUGCUGGAGGUGGUCAAAGGCAAAACCUUUCUACAAGGUAUGCAGGGGCUGGGCUCGACCCUGGUCUGCCGCAGUUCUGGAAACAAAGGCAGCUGGGACUCUUCUGGCAACAUAGUCCAGACCCCAGGCCCAGAGUGGCCCCCUACCCCAGCAGGAACUAGAGAUGCCCCUGUGCCAGGUUCCAGCUCCGUGGCCCAGGGCCAGCCCCCGCGACUGAACCUGACAGACGCAGUUGGCAUAUCCUGUGAGAUUGAGAUGGUGGUCAUCGCCAUCCAGAAGCACUUUCUGCAGCAGGAGGCCAUACCUGAGGCCUCCCUGUACCUGGGAGAGCCCUCCUGCAACGUGAGCAAGAGCAACAGCACACACGUGUUCCUGGUGGCUGGCUGGGGCGAGUGCGGGACCCUCGUAAAGAGCAACAUGACCAGCACAGUGGUGACCACCACACUGAAGAAUGACCUGUCCCCGGAGGGCGUCAUCCACCACCUGCAGAUCCUCAGUCCCAUCCACUGCGCCUUCCGCAAUGACCUUCUGACUUCCUCAGGCUACACCCCGCAGUGGGGGGUCUACACCAUCUUCGAAGACCUCCACGGCACCGGAAGCUUCAUCACUGAAAUGCAGCUGUUCAUCGGGGAUUCUCCCAUACCUCAGAAUUAUAGCGUGUCCGCCAGUGAUGAGAUCAAAAUCGAAGUGGGGCUCCACGGGCAGAAGAGCAGCCUUAGGGUGGUGCUGACCGAGUGCUGGGCCACCCCGUCCAGCAACGCCAGGGACCCCAUCACCUUCGGCUUCAUCAACAACAGCUGCCCUGUUCCCAACACCUACACCAGUGUGAUCCAGAACGGCAACUCCAGCAAGGCCCAGUUCAAGCUGAGAAUCUUCUCCUUCGUCAACAAUUCCAUCGUCUACCUGCACUGCAAGCUGCGAGUGUGCAUGGAGAACUCCAGGAACACGUGCAGGAUAAGCUGCAACGACUUCCGGUUGCUGAGAAGCAGUGAAGACGAGCACCAGAUGUCCUGGGGGCCCCUCCAUCGGUCUGCAGCCGCAGGUGAACCUGAAGGUACAAAGCCAGGCCUGGGGACUGGUUACAUCAUCAUCAUUGCGGUGGCUGCGGUUACAGUGGUGGCUGGGGCGGCAGCCCUUCUGAUCCUGCGUUACCAGAGAAUGAAGGGGCAAUACAGUCUCAGAAUCCAGACCGAUGACUUCAGCUACCAAGUGUUCUCUCAGUAGGAGUCCCAGCUGAUCGGGAGAUGGGGCGCUGUAUAUGAUUCAUUCACCAAGCACGGGCAGGACUCCACUCUGGGCAGUACUGUGGCACUCUGGGCGCUCUGUGGCCCUUGGGGAUGAGACCCCACGAUGACAGCAACCUCUGUCUGCCCCCAAGAGGCUGGAGCUGCGGAACAACAUCCACCAGGCCCGAGACAGGUCUGCUGAAUAUGUGGGCAGAGUGCUGGAGCGGCCUUCGCCCUCAAAUCCAACAUGGCUCCUCCACCACCCAAGCUACCGGCUCAGCCUUCCCAGCUUUGACACUCAAGCUGCCUUUGUGACUCUCGCUCACCGACCAUUACAUAACACGUCACAUCUUCGCAGACACUGGACAGUGCCUGGGAUGCUCUUUCAUGAAUGGAUCUACCUGCUACAUUCUCCGCUGUGUCACGGUCCUCAUGCAAACACUCUAACUCUGCGCUGCUUAUCAGCAAGUGGCUUUCACUUACUCGGUGACUCAAGACGUCCUAGAUGAAUACGGGAAGCUUUCUACUGAGUGAUAGACACGUGAUGUGUGUGCUCUACUCUUCCACGGCACAUCCAUGGCCAUUUUUCAUGUAAUCCCAGAAAGGGGAAGGGGCAGUUUACCCACUACACCACAAUAAGGCAGGGGAGGGGUGGGGGGAGGUAUGUACGUUGCUAACAGGUCCUCUACUUUGAUGAUUUGAAAGACCAGAAUGGUUAGCUAGCUCACACCUAAGGCAAUAGUGAGAUUAGAAUUACAACAGGGUCUUAGCUUUUCAUUGGUAUGCUUAAUUCUGUUGUGUGUGAUUGUCACACAGAAUAUUUAGGGGAAUGGGUCUUUUGAUUUAAUGCAUAUUCUUGGAGUAAGAAUGACAAACAGGAAUCUGUGUUUCAAGCAAUAAAU
Peromyscus maniculatus bairdii (prairie deer mouse) is the source of this 5451-nucleotide messenger RNA. The record is from RefSeq and is a predicted model, not a curated record. Lineage: Eukaryota; Metazoa; Chordata; Mammalia; Rodentia; Cricetidae.